Molecule: messenger RNA, 834 nt
Organism: Necator americanus (New World hookworm)
Lineage: Eukaryota; Metazoa; Nematoda; Chromadorea; Rhabditida; Ancylostomatidae
Exons: 5
Coding region: 1-834 (277 amino acids)
Source: RefSeq, a predicted model, not a curated record
AUGCCAGUGACACCUCGCUCGCACGUGGAGUCUGAUGACGACAGUGAUAAAGACGAAGAGCAGCUGCCUCAACCUGCUGUUGAGGAGAAAUGCUUUCCUUCGUCACUAUUUGGUUAUCAAUUCGCUGUGGACACAGCUCAAGAUUACAUCGUCCGAGAGCUGCUUAAAAAAUUCAACGCACUAGAAAUAUAUUGUGAUGCUCCUCACGAGACCUUCUGCCCUAGCACAUUCAGUUGCUCCAUGGAUGUGUCACUUGAAGAAGGUCUUUACUUUCCUCAAAGGGUCUGCACAAGAAUACCAAUGUUCACAGGAAACAAUCGGCAGGUAUCGUUAGAAAACAUAAAAAUCAUGUGGUGUCGUCUCCUCUCUCAUUACUUCGAAUGGUUGGCAGGAGUUGCUCAGGACGUCAUUGAUUCUGGGCCAAGGCGACACACGCACGACUCGCCAUGCAAUCCUUGUCUCAGACUAUGUACCCACAACGCGAGAACAGUGUCCACAGACGAUGACCUGCAUGCCCUUCUCGGAGCUGCAGAACGUAUCAAAUUUCACGUGAUUGCUCUGCAGGAGACCAAGUGCAGAAGGAGCGACGUACGAGAGAUGAAUGACGGAACACUCGUCAUUCGUGGAGAGAAGGUUCCGUCGCGAAAUGUAGGCGGUGUUGGUUUUGUUGUGCACCCAUCUGUUGUCCAUCUUGUCGGUUCUUACGAGAUCCUGUCACCUCGUCUGGCCAUUUUUCGCCUCGCCAAAAACCCAUCAGCAUCAUCAACUGCUCACCAACAUCAGCAGCUGAUGAUUCCGAAUUGGACGCGUUUUACGAGGAGUUGGAGGAAAUAA